Molecule: messenger RNA, 1578 nt
Organism: Chrysochloris asiatica (Cape golden mole)
Lineage: Eukaryota; Metazoa; Chordata; Mammalia; Afrosoricida; Chrysochloridae
Product: ubiquilin-3-like
Exons: 1
Coding region: 1-1578 (525 amino acids)
Biological process (GO): ubiquitin-dependent protein catabolic process
Cellular component (GO): cytosol
Molecular function (GO): polyubiquitin modification-dependent protein binding
Source: RefSeq, a predicted model, not a curated record
AUGGCAAGGGCUAGAGAAGAAGCAGGGGACAAUCAGUUGGUAUCUGGCCGGGAGCCAUCAUCACGUACCAUCAGAGUGUUUGUCAAGACCCCACAGGAUUGUCAGGAAUUUAUGCUGGCAGAAAACAGCAGUGUCUGCUACUUCAAGAAGCAGAUCUCCAAACGCUUUCACUGUGAGACUGAUCGACUGGUACUCAUUUUCACUGGAAAGAUCCUUCGGGACCAUGACAUAUUGAGCCAGCGUGGCAUCCUUGAUGGCACUACCAUCCAUUUGGUUGUGAGGACCCGUUUGAAAGUAUCAGGCGGUUUGGGAACUCUGCCAGGUCCUACAGGUCAGUGCCCCAGCCACUCUGGACCAUCGACCUCUGGAAGGGCUAGGAUGCUGGGCAGGCUGGGCAGGCUGGGCCGGCUGGCCCGGAGCUCACCAGAGCUGAUGGACUUUGUUGGCCAGCUGACACAACUCCUGAUGGCUUCCUCUGAGUCUGGGGUACAGUACCUGGAAGAACCUCUGGUCCAAGGCCAGGAAAAUGAGAAAGCAGCCACUACCAGUCAUGUUCCCGAAACCUCAAGGCCAGUGCAGAAACUUGAGUCAGCUCCCAAAACUCUUGAGAUGCUGCAGAGUCCAGUACAGCGCCAGGAACUCCUGCCAACAGGAAAACCAGAACUGGAGGCCUUGAAGGCAGUAUCAGGUGGUGACAAUGCUAUGCAUUCAGGCUACUCUGAUGUCCACCAUCUCAUGCUCUCCACGUUGGCCUCUUUGGUUGCCUCCAAAGGUCACAUUCCAGAUUAUGAGUCCUGGAGAGGGAAGACCAAUGCUCAAAGCAGUAAUGAUACCAACCCGGUCAUUCCCACCACUUCAGCGCCUGCAAGGCCACUGACACAAGAGAACAGUGCAGGAAUACAUGCCCAGGCUGGGGGCAUGGCUUCAGAUCUGGCCAAUUCAAGGUACAGAACCAACAUGCUAGAUUUAUACUCAAGUCAGGAGUUUUCUUCCCAGGAAAGUCAUCAGUCCACAGGAAAAUCUACUCUAACCAAUCAGCUGAGACCCUCACCCUCUGCUUUGCAUAAAGCUUUGCAUGUCUUACAGCAGAAUCCAACUUUGUUACAUCAACUGGCCACUGACAGCCCCCUGCGACAUCAUAUACCACUGCUUCCCAUCCUCACCAACCCACGAGCCCUACAGGCAUUGAUCCUGAUUGACCAGGGAAUGCAGAUGCUGUCUAGGGAAGUGCCUGGUCUGGGGCCUUGCUUAUGGAACGCAGGUAGAUCACGUGGGACUGGAGGAGUCUCCGAACCUAAGGGUGAAGGGCAGGGUCAUAAAGCAGAUGCUGCACAACCCACCUUGGCUGUUCUUCAAUUCCUCCAUUCACUGGCCAAUGCCUGCUCUCAGUCUACCCAAUCCUCACUAUCAUGCCCCGUCACUGAUGGCCACUAUCAGAAAGAACUGGAGCAGCUGAAAGCCAUGGGUUUUGCUAAUCGCAAUGCCAACCUGCAGGCCCUGAUGGCCACAGACGGAGACAUCUACGCUGCCAUUGAGAGGCUGCUGGGGGAAUCAACAGGUUUAGGCCCCUCCUGUUAA